AUGGCCUACCCUUACAUUGACACACCACGGACGGAAAUUGACGGGAACGCGACCUACCUCACCAACGGAUUUCGCAGCGCGGGGCGACUUCACCUGUCUGCACUCGAUUCUCUCGAAAAUUCAUUCCAAACGCCUUCGAAAGACAACGAUGUGAUAAAAGGGUUCGACAAACGCGUCACACCCCGCGCCGGUGCCGCCUCGAAAUCGACCAGAAGCGCGUUGCGACAUCUUCCAGCUGCAGGCCCUGGGAAGGGGGAAUUUACACCUCUGAUGAAAAGCGCCACGAAAAACAACUACAUGAAGAACAUGUCAGCUGCUAGAGGUGGAGACGGUCCCAAAACCCCGGGGUAUCAACGAGAGACGUACCGCAGCAACGCUCACACGCCUGGUUUACCUGCGAUGGAUAUGUCCGACAUAUAUGAAGAAGACCGAACGAUGGACGAGGCGACUCCUUUACCACAUGCUGCAAGUAGCAGUGCGCAAAGUACACCUUUACCCGGACGCGACGCAGGACCACUAAGUGACGGUCAUAAUAAUCUGUCCCUAAAAGAGCAGGCGAUAGCUCUUGACAAACUCAGCAAAGACAACUUCAACUUGAAGCUCAGGAUCCACUUUAUGGAGGAACAACUGCAAAAGGUCGGCCCUGAAACGAAUAAAGAAGCCCUCAAGGAAAACACCGAGCUCAAAGUGCUAAAAACGACGAUGCAACGCGAUAUUUCUCGAUACAAGAAAAAUCUCCAGCAAGCAGAGAAAGCUGCCGAUGAAUACCAAGUCCAGCUGGUAGAGCUACAGGGGAAGAGAUGGCGCGAGCAAGCCGACCAGACAGUGCAGCGAGAGAUGGACAUGAUGCGCGAAGAGCUUGAAUCGCGGGACAAUCAACUGCGCGAAACAAGCGAGGAGCUGCGAUAUCUCAAGGAUUCUCAAUCACAAGUGACCGAAAAGCUUCGAGACGAAAUUGAAGAUCUUGAAGCAAGCUCAAGGGAAAAAGAUCGAGUUAUCGAGGAGCGUGAAGAGGAGCUGGACGAUUUGAGACGCAAUGUCGAGGAAAAUGGUGCAGCUUCAGAACUUCAGCAAGAACUCGAUCGUGCCCGAGAGCAGAUUCAAGAGCUGCAAGAUAGUCUGGACCAAGCUCAGGCCGAGAGCAGGGAAGCAGACGUUGCCAUGGGGCAGGCCGUGGAAGAUAAAGAACGCGUCGAGGAGGAUCUAAGAGAGCUGCAAGAUGAAAUGUCCAACAAGUCCUUCACGACAAAAGGAUUAAGUCGCCAAAUGGAGGAAAGGACAGAACAACUCGAGCAAGAGCUACGAGAUCUACAACAAGAGAAUAAUGCUCUCAGAGUUGAGCUUGACAGCAAGACGAGCCAUGUGACUCGCCUAGAAGAGCACCACCAAGCUCUUCAGCAUGGCUUGGAAGACAACAACCACCUAAUCAGAGAUCUUGAGUCUGCUAAGCGAGAUCGCGACCAAGCCCAACAUGAUUUGCACAGGACUUCCGUUCGACUACAAGAGACCUUGAAUGAACUCCAACGCGAAUCAGAUGAAAAGGAACUUCUUCAAACUCGCCAUCAAGCGUUGACCGAUGAAUCGGGCGGACUGCAAACUGAACUUGAGCGAGCUCAAUCUAGAAUCCGGGAGCUUCAGAAAGCCGUCAACGAGGCCACCACCCACGCCCAAGACGAAGGUCACAAACUCCACUGGCAGCACAAGAUACAGGUCGAAAAGCUUCAAGAGGAGAUUGAGAACCUUCAGCACGAGAUUGAGGAGAAGGAGGGUCGGUUUGCAGUCGACCAAAGCCGAUGGGAGAGCAGCAAACGGGCCCUGCAGUCUGAGAAAACAUGGGCUGAAGGCCAAGUGGCCGACCUGCAACGGAAAAUCGAUACACUUCAAGAAGCCGGUAAUACCUAUACCACAAAGGAGUCGAGGCUGCAGGAUGCCGUCGACAGCGAAAAGAAGCGGUCCACCCAAGAGAAGACUAUGUUGCAACGCCAAAUCCAAGACCUCAAGGAUGAUCUCGAAAGAACAAGGCGUGAUCUUGAUGGAAAGCGCGAAGAGCUCUUUGCAACCAAGGAGGAAGCCAGGUUAUCGCGACGUGAUCAAACUGCACUUGCAGAGAAAGUGCAGGCUUUGGAGGACGAGAUCAUCGUUCUUCAAUCAACGCUGGCAGAUGAACAAGAAAUUGCGAAGGGUCGACAGAAUGCAAGCCCUGAUAUGGACAAGAAGCUGGAGCAGUCUUUGGCUGAACGCCAGAAGCUUCGCGAUCAACUUGCCAACGCCCAUGUCGAGCUCUACGAGUUGCGCAAUUCAGUACAGGAACUUGAGGCCGAACGCGACGAGCUCCAUGCCCAACUCGACAAAGCACCGAACGCAGAUGACACCACUCGCUUUGACCGCGAGAAGCUUGAACUGCGCAGAACGGUGACAAAGCUCGAUAGCGAUCUUAAAAUCCUGCAAAACGCGAAAGCCUCCCUCGAAGAACAAAUUGUGCUGGAGACUGAGCGAUUUGCAUCAGAGGAAGGCCGUCUUUCAGCUGAGAUCGAUCGUCUUCAGGACAAAUUGCUUGCAGGCUCAGGCAACCGGGACCGGGAACUUACUUCAGCCAAGACUAAGGUACAACGCUUAGAGCGUCGUCUGCAGAGUCUUGAGGCUCUACUGGAACAGCAGCCUGCCAUGGACACCGAGCAGUCUGGCGCACAUGGCGAUCUCUCUUUACUCCGCCAAAGCUUGGAGGAAUCACGCAAACGCGAGAAGAUUCUUCUUCACCGUGAAUCCAAACAAAAGUCCUCGGCGCAAACUCACAAAUCACGAGUUGAUGAGUUGGAGAAGGAGCUUCACGAUGCAAUGAUGAGAAAAUUCGACCCAAAUUCCCCGCAAAACUCACCGUCCAACAAGUUGCACGAGGAGUUGCGAUCAUUACGGAAGCAGGUAGCCGAAGCACACCGAUCUCUGCAAGAGGCGAACAAGAAGAAUCGUGACCUUGAACGUGCCGCCAUGAAGGAGGAAGACCAGAAGGACUUCCAUGAGUUGCUCAGGUCAUCCACCCUCGAGGCCGAAUCCUUGGCCCUCAAACUCUCCGAGCGUGAGGGACGUCUUACGGAUUUGAAAACACACGUGCGCCGUAUCCGUGAAGAAAGAGACGCCCACAAGCGCGAGGCUGAAGCGGCAACUAAGAACAUCGAUCUACUGCAAAGACGCCACGAAGAGAGCUUGGAGAAGAACUCUCUCAGCAAGUCCACCAACAAGACCAAGCACGAGAAGGAGAUUCGAGGCCUAGGCAAAGAAAUCAUCUGGCUUCGCGCUCGCCUCCAGCGAGAGGAGAAGUUCCGUCGUGAUCUUGCCUGGAGCAAGGGCUUAAUGGAACUUGGUGAACGCGUCCGAGUAGCAUGCAACGAUGCCGAUCUCCGUAUGAUCUCCGAGAUGGGCGUGCAAGCCCGUGACCGGGCUCCUGUACGCACACCGCGCCACAAAUUGAGAUCCGCCAUAUCUAUGGUGCGAGCCGCCGUCCGCAUGAAGAAUAUGAGCAGUGAUUGGAAGCGAACGAAGAAACUGGGCGAGGGCUUGAAGCGAGCCAAGACUGAAAUGAUCAAGCGGCGCGAUGGCUCAAACAGAAGUCUGUUUGGCCAAUAG
Messenger RNA from Penicillium brevicompactum, 3621 nucleotides. Its product is annotated as putative spindle-pole body protein (Pcp1). The transcript has 3 exons. Gene Ontology annotation, cellular component: microtubule organizing center. The record is from RefSeq and is a predicted model, not a curated record. The coding region runs from base 1 to 3621 and encodes 1206 amino acids. NCBI's taxonomy places the organism in Eukaryota, Fungi, Ascomycota, Eurotiomycetes, Eurotiales, Aspergillaceae.